GGCACCUGCUAGCUGAUACGUACCUGGUGGCGCACUGGCCUGAGACAUGCCCACCACUUUAGGUAAUCAGCCAGCUGUUACCCCUGCAGCAAAUGAAUCUGGAGAGGAGCUCCGCCAGAACUACAAUUGAGGACACCUUUUUGUUUGAACCACCAAAUCGACGACGACUUCUGCCGCAACCUUCAAUUCCCUGUCACGUCCUCAACGUCGUCAGGUGUGCCUCCGCACAAAACACUAGAAGGUCGCAUCCUCUUGACAAGGCCUCUGUGCAGAAUCGGCACCAUGCGUUGGUCCUCUCUCCUGCUCCCCCUCGCCCUUCCCUUUGUCGCCCACGCUGCCAAGAAGUCGUCCUCCGUCGACCGGUUCGGUGAUUUCUACACCAAAUCGCAGGCCUCGUCCCCGUUGAAGCUUGCCGACGCAUCCUACAAGAAGCUUACCUCGGCGCCGCGGGACUACUCGGCUGCCGUGCUCUUGACGGCUUUGGAUGCGCGCUAUGCUUGUCAGCUCUGCACCGAGUUCCACCCGGAGUGGGAUAUACUAGCUAAGAGCUGGGCCAAGGGCGACAAGAAUGGCGACUCUCGUUUGCUAUUCGGAACCCUUGACUUCACCAAUGGGAGGGACACAUUCUUAUCCCUUGGCCUUCAAACCGCCCCCGUGCUCCUCCUGUUCCAACCCACUACCGGCCCGCACGCCGUCGCGGUGCCCGAUCCGAUCCGCUACGACUUCAGCGGCCCGCAAACCGCCGAGAACGUUCAUGCCUGGCUGGCCCGCCACCUCCCCGAUCGACCCCACCCGCCGAUUCACCGACCGGUCGACUACGUCUCAUGGGUGGUGACCAUCGUCGGCGUCCUUGGCGCUCUUGCUGCUAUCUCGAGGGCCUGGGCGUACAUCCUACCCGUCAUCCAGAACAGCAAUGUCUGGGCGGCUGGAAGCUUGAUUGCCAUUCUCCUAUUCACGAGCGGCUACAUGUUCAACAAUAUACGCAAGGUGCCGUACGUGACGGGUGACGGGCGCGGCGGCAUCUCGUACUUCGCUCCCGGAUUCCAGAGCCAAUUCGGACUCGAAACGCAGAUCAUCGGCUUCUUGUAUGGCGUUCUCUCCUUUUCCAUCAUAUUCUUAACCGUUAAGGCGCCCAAGAUACGAGAUGUCAAGGUCCAGCAAGUCACGAUUAUUAUCUGGGGCGUCGUCAUGGUGUUGACGUACAGCUUCUUGCUCUCCCUCUUCCGGGUGAAGAACGGUGGCUACCCCUUUAAGCUACCGCCUUUCAUGUAGACGUAGUCCUCACGUUGUCGAGGAGCGAUAUUCGGAGUGAUGGAUGGCUGCUGCUGCCACGAAUUGCCGACUCCGUGUCAUGCAUAUAGAGGCGGUAGGACAGGGUACAGUGGGCUCGGCCCAAUUAGACACGAGGCUAGGGACCUGGACGACGAACAAUAGAAAUGAAGAAAGGAAAUUCCGCCAAGUCUUGUGCAUAUUGAAAACACAUGCGUAUGCUGUGUACUCUCUCUGACCAUGACAAGUUGGCUCAAGUUUGGGUCCUUUUUAAGGAUUCGGAACAGGUUCCCCCCCCGUUCCCCCCUGGAGUUAAAGACGAGUUGCAGAGACGGCUGUCAAACUUCCGCUCUCUAAAAAGUCUAGCGAAAUAUUGUUGUCGAGGACACGCAGGGCCCGUCCUAUGGAUAUGCUGUCUCGGGUAUGGGAAUCGGGGCUCGAGUGGAUUUGUUAUAGAUAACGGGUAGAAGCAAAUAAAAGGGAAGCAGGUAUGGAUUUGAUGGAUCUAGCGCAGAUAUCGGAACGCGCAACUCAUUACGUAGUAUUAUUAUUGGAUCGGUUGAGCGAGUUACCUCUUACUACGAGUACUAAGUGGUUGUUGUCUUGCCG
This is a messenger RNA of Durotheca rogersii, 1878 nucleotides long. RefSeq lists its product as uncharacterized. The coding region runs from base 283 to 1272 and encodes 329 amino acids. The record is from RefSeq and is a predicted model, not a curated record. NCBI's taxonomy places the organism in Eukaryota, Fungi, Ascomycota, Sordariomycetes, Xylariales, Xylariaceae. Gene Ontology annotation, cellular component: oligosaccharyltransferase complex. The transcript has 4 exons.